Molecule: messenger RNA, 813 nt
Organism: Penicillium riverlandense
Lineage: Eukaryota; Fungi; Ascomycota; Eurotiomycetes; Eurotiales; Aspergillaceae
Exons: 1
Coding region: 1-813 (270 amino acids)
Source: RefSeq, a predicted model, not a curated record
AUGCAAUUCCAAACGACCGGUCAGCGCACGCCGUCCGGGCUAGAUACAGGGAAGAAACAGCAACGACAACAACAAAAGAAAGACAAUACCGACGGCUCCGAAGGAAACAACAAGAAGCGAAAGCGAGAGGAUACCAAAUUUGAAGCCGACAACAACAAAAAGACAAAAGACACCGAGUCGGCGCAGGAAAUGCCCAAGAUCCUACCCGGUGAAAAGCUCUCCGAUUUCGCGGCGCGGGUAGACCGCACGCUCCCGCUGUCUGCUAUGAAAAAAUCAACCGCCCCUGGAGUUGGCAAGAUGCGCGAGGACCGACAGACGAGACACGAGAAACAUUUACGGCGGCUCCAGCAGGGGUGGCGCGAGGAGGACGCGCGGAUCCGGGAGCGCGAGCAGGCCGAGAGAGAAGAACGCGAGACGGAGAUGGAGGAUGAGUUGCGGUUAUGGAAGGAGUGGGAGACUGAGGCUGGGGCGGGGAAGGCGAAGAAGAAGGCUGCUGCUGCUGCUGGGAAAAAGAAAAAGAAGGGCAGGAAUGAUGAGAUGGGGGGCCAUGUCAGCGACGAUGAUGACCCGGAUCCAUGGGCGAAGCUGAAGAAACGGGACCGCGAGCGCAAGGCCAAUCCGUUUGAUGUUGUGCAGGCGCCGCCGCAGCUGACGAAGCCGAGGGAGAUAUUCAAGGUGCGCGGCGGGGCAAAGGUCGAUGUUGCGAAUGUGCCUGCUGCGGUGGGGAGUUUGAGGCGUCGGGAGGAAUUGGCUGGGGAGAGAAGGACUAUUGUCGAGGAGUAUCGGCGACUGAUGGCGGAGAAGCGAGGGUGA